GCACCUUGUCCCUGCGUGCAGGGUGAGAAAUCUCGCAAGAGGAAGCGGCAGGGCCGCGCAGCAGGAAGGGGGAGGCGAUGCUGCGCGGGUGCCCCAGAGGCCGUCCCGCGGGCGCUGAGCGAGCUCGGGGGCGAAGAGCGGGAGCGAGCCGGCAGCGCUGCCCUCCAUGCUGCACGGGGAGGCGGGUGGAGGAGGAGGAGGAGGAGAGGGAAGGGUUACCCGGCGCGGCUGCCUGGUAGCGAAAUAGCUGCGGCGGCUCCGGAGGAUGAGCAGAAGGAGCCGUUGCAGAUGAGCGCCGGCGAGCCCAGGAUGUGAGCGCGGCUCGCUGCGGGGCCGCCGGUGGUCGCUUGGCCUCUCGCCUCUGCUCGCCUUCGAUGACCAUCGGCGGCAGCAUGAGCAGCGGGUACUGCAGCUUGGACGAAGACCUUGAGGAUUGCUUUUUCACAGCGAAAACCUCUUUCUUCCGGAGCACACCGUGCAAGGUCCCUGCCAAGAAUGUAACGAAAACAGUAGAAGAAAAACCCGAGCCUCCAACUGUCGAGGAGAUCAAGAAGAAAAUUGAAAAAUACAAUGCAAAAGUUACAAACUGCCUGUUGAUGAAGCUGAAUGAUGACGGGACAUACACCGGCUUCAUCAAAGUGCACUUGAAGCUGCGCCGCCCCGUGACGGUGCCGGCAGGGAUCCGGCCGCAGUCCAUUUACGAUGCCCUCAAGGAGGUGAACCUGGCGGACAUGACGGACAAGAGGACGUCCUUCUACCUGCCACUGGAUGCCAUCAAGCAGCUCCACAUCAGCAGCACCACCACGGUGAGCGAGGUGAUCCAGGGGCUCCUGAAGAAGUUCAUGGUGGUGGAUAAUCCCCAGAAGUUUGCACUUUUCAAGGAGAUGCGGAAGGAUGGGCAAGUUCUCUUCCAGAAGCUCCCUCUCACCGAGUACCCCUUGUACCUCCGGCUGCUGGCUGGCCCCGACACGGAUGUGCUCAGCUUUGUGCUGAAGGAAAACGAAACAGGGGAAGUUGAGUGGGACGCGUUCUCUAUCCCAGAGCUACAGAACUUCUUAAUGAUACUGGACAAAGAAGAGAAGGACAAAAUCCAGCAAGUGCAAAGGAAGUAUGAGAAGUUUAAACAAAGACUGCAACAGACCUUGAAAGAAGCUGGAGGCAAGCCUGGCUAACUUCUCAGGAGGCACUGGGAAUCAGACUAAGCUAGAUGUUAUUUUUAAAAUGAAAAGACACUUCUCAGGACACCUUCUAGUGGUCACUUUCCCCAUUCAUCCUUCCAUUAAGGACUGGCACACAGCACUCAUAAAAUGAACAUACUGUAUUUUCUUCUUCUGAAACCUCUUAUCACAGGACCAGAGCCAGUCAAAGAACGGGAAGCCUGUUCCAGAGCUGUGGCCGUCAGCAAACCAAGCACAGCUGCUGGUUCGCUUUUCAGUUGUACCAUCAGAUGAAGAAGCUUCGUGGAAAAUGCUGAAUAUUAAACCCAACAGGAACAUCUACUGGCUAAUUGUUCUAAGCGGGGUAAAACUUGCUGUUCAUGCUCCUCCCAGCAACUUGCUUGUUCUUGUUCUGAGGUGCUGCAGCUGCGCUGUGUGUGCCCAUGUGGCUGAGUUCUCAUUUCUUAAGUAGAGCGCAGGAAGCAGGAGAUAACGUGGAGGAGGUUGUUGCACCAAAUCACGUGGGUGUUGCAGCUCUCACCCGUGCCAGACAGACUCGUUCAGGGCUCAGCCGGCCAGUGAAAUGUAAAGUUGUGACACCAUGGCAGCUGCAACACCCCAGCAGUCUUUUAGUAAGUAUUACUGAAAUUUAGUGAUAUUAAUUCCAGGAAAAAUCAUCCAUUUUGAUUCUAAUUAAUUUCAUUUUGCAAACAGACUUGAAUUAAAGCAAAUAUCCCUGAUGCUUACUUAAGUUACCCUGUAUUUUACAGGUUUUCUACUCUGUAGGAAUUGGGACCUAUGUUUUAAAAAAUGUGUUUAAAAAGUGUGAAGAUGUGGGCAUGGGAUGACAGUUCUGUAUAGAACAUUUAGCAAUACAUAUCCAACAGACUAGUCCAGGGAAGCUCAGGAACUUUCACAAAUCAAACCCCUUCUGAGCUACGAACAGGUCUGACACCAAGGGAGAGGAGCUCUGACCGAGGCCAGUGUGUGGAGGUGGUACCACAAGCACAGGCUGCCUGUGCAAGAAAUCCUUAGCACCAGGAAUAGUAAGGGAACUAUUAACCUCAGCUGCUUUCCUCCCACCACCCUCUUGUACCGUGCUUCCUCUUGCUAAACCCUCUUUGUGCUGCUCCCACCUCUCCAGUCUGUAACGUGCCAUGCUCUCCCUCCCCGGGCCACUGUGUUCAUCUUCCCUCACUCCCUGCUCACAAUGGGUGCUCUUUCUGCAUGUGCAGGAAGGUUACCGGGUUUUGGAGCUAGGAGGAAGUCUUUCUCCCUCGCUCAAUGCUCCCAGUGUCUCCAAUGCUUAUGCACUUCUCGUCCUUCAUAAAAUCCCUUAGCUGGAGUGUCAGCUACUGCUGUAACUCUAGCCAGAGACCCUGAUCACUGAAGUACAAGGAAUGCUACAGGGAUGCCAAUCCAAGAGAUAAUUUUCCCCAUGUUUACUUUCAGUGCUUUGCACUGAGCACAUUGCACACAGCCAGGUUCAGUCUUCCCUCUGUUUACACAGGAUAGAGCAACAAAGUGUAAAAAGAGAAGAGACCAUUAAAACGAGCUGGAGCGUGUGAAGUGUUUCCUACUGACUUGAUGAACCAAGUGUCCCUUUGAGCUCCCUGUUGCAAUCCCACCUACCCGAAGUGGGAAGGGAGGGAACAGGUUAUUAGGUAACAGUUGUGAUGGAGACAACUUGGAAGAGUCUAAAAUUUACCUCAGUGCCUUUUUUUUUCCUUAAGUGUGAAAACUUUACAUUUGGGCUAAGGAAGAUUUGGAAGGGGCUUUUGUCAAGACACCUUGUCAGUGCUCCCCCCAGUUACCUGAAGUACUGUUGUGAUGAGGCUGCUUUUGUCCAUAGGGAGAAGAGGAACGGUUGUGUUUCUUUCUGCAAGGUGACUGUUUGGCUUUUUUUUUCCAGGUUUAUACUUGAGUAUGUUUGUUUAUAAAUGGUAAGAGAGCAUAACUGCAUCACGUAAAGCCUCUUGGUUUGUAUAAAUGCCACUUUGUGCAAGCUUAGUUCCAGCUUCUAUCUUAGUCAGUAGUGUAAAAGGGUUUGCAAACAGGGCUCCAGCCUCUGGCAUGCAGUGCGGGAAGGGCCUCCCAGCUGUACUGUAUUCUCUACCCAGAUGACCUUUAACAAUAUGGCAGCAGCCCAAAUAGAGCAGCACUUUUCCAGCUCUAGGGCUGUCUGCCCGUUUAUAAGAAUACUUACUACUUUGCUAUGUACUCGUGAAGUAUUUAAAUAACAUUUAUCUAGUGCUUUGAGUCUUAAAAGCACUGUAUAAAUACUUCUGUUCAGUCAAGAGGAAGAACACUGCAGAAACUGCCAUUGGUUCUGAGAAACAAGAUCCAGAUGCUUGUUUUUAAAUCCCUUAUCUUUCUGGCUAAAAGUUGCAAAGAUCUUUUUUCCUUUUUUUUUUCUUUUUUUUUUUUCUUUCUUAUUGCUGUUGUUUUCUAUUAGAGUUUUGGUGACUAUCUCCCUUUCCAUUCCUGGAACCCAGCAUGUCUUUGAAAUUUUGUAGAAGGCAUGGCUUCUUAUGCAAUUACCGUGAAUGCUGCUGAAAACCUCCUGCAAAGGGGAGGGCUGUUUCCUUUGUUUUUUGAAGAUAUGGGGCAUUUGAAAUGGUAGGUACUGAAACUCAAAGUCUCAACAGUCAGUUGAGCUGUGUCUAGGCAUAUCGGGCCCCUUCCUUAAAGCGCAAAAUACUGUUGGCAGUGCCUUUGGUUAGUAUAUUGUGUUGCCUAGUUCAUGUGAAUUUAUUUUUCAUGUCUAUUGUAAAACAUGUAAAAUAAUGUGUAUAGAAUGGAAUAGUAAAGCUUCUAUGGCAAAGUGAAAUGCAUUUUUUGCAAUGCUGUAAUUUAUUUUUAUUACUCCCUAGUAAUUCUAUGGCAUUUUUAAAAAAUGUCCUACUUCCAGCUUUUUUGAAGGUUCUGAAACUACUUAUUAAUAUGCAGAUGGUGUAAAAGACAAUGACAAUAAAACUGUCAGUAAUUAAAAAAAAA
This is a messenger RNA of Oxyura jamaicensis (ruddy duck), 4154 nucleotides long. It is a transcript of the gene RASSF5, whose product is annotated as Ras association domain family member 5. The coding region runs from base 375 to 1172 and encodes 265 amino acids. Gene Ontology annotation, biological process: signal transduction. Lineage: Eukaryota; Metazoa; Chordata; Aves; Anseriformes; Anatidae. The transcript has 5 exons. Gene Ontology annotation, cellular component: nucleus. The record is from RefSeq and is a predicted model, not a curated record.